Atta colombica is the source of this 1065-nucleotide messenger RNA. RefSeq lists its product as uncharacterized. The coding region runs from base 275 to 1012 and encodes 245 amino acids. NCBI's taxonomy places the organism in Eukaryota, Metazoa, Arthropoda, Insecta, Hymenoptera, Formicidae. The record is from RefSeq and is a predicted model, not a curated record. The transcript has 7 exons.
GAAAGCGAGGAUCGCGAUGAACGGAUAGAUAUCGGUGCAACAUCACAUCAGUCGCGCAUCUUCCGAGCGGAAGAAAGGGGUGCGAUACUACUCCCUUCUCACACGGCACGCAUAAUCGCCGAGAGAAGGGUAGCAGAUCGAGAGUGGACUACUAGUCGUGCUGUGACGGAAGUUAGACGCUCUCGACGGUAUGCCCGUGAUGAGUUGCAACACGAGAUAAAGGUGGGACCGAAGGAACGAGCAUUUUAUCUUGAAGAGAGCGGAAGACGGAAAUAUGGGAAAAGGGGACAAGAGAGGCGUUACACAGCGCAGUGACGGUGCUAGCACCAAUCUCGUAGGCAAGUUCACGCAGAGCGUGCGGAGAAUCGUCCAGGACGUAAAAGACGAGGGCACGUCUAGUGGACAAACGAAGGAGGAAGUGAUCGAGACGAACGAGAGGCUGAGAGUUGUAAGGAUACGUUUGGAUGGCAGUUACGACACCGCCAAGAGGGCCCUUGUCGAACUGAUGUGCAAGUACACCGACAGUAAGCAAGUGCGCAACGUGUUUCAGCGUUAUAACCUCCUGAAAAAUAUGAUCAAGGACGUAAUUAAGCUGGAGACGCAAUAUUGGACGCUGGUGGAUAUACCGAGACAAGAGAAGCAGGAGACUGUGCCCGCCUUCGUGCUGCGUGCUUGUUCCAUCAUGGAGAAGACCCACAAAAGCGGCGAAGGCGUGAAAACUUCGGCGCGUCUUGCCGAGGAGGCCGAGACUAAGAGAGAGCGCAUCGAAAGACUCGAGAAUAUGACGACGGCACAAAUUGAAGCUGAGAAUACCCAGAUGACCAAUGAUCUGUACAGAUUGCUAAAGAAAUACACGGGUCUUAGGAAUCUCAUCAAAGUGUUAAAGGAGGAAUACAACGGUUCAAAGUUGUAUCCGAUGUUCCCGCGUUACACGAUACUAAAGGAUAUGAUAAAGGAUAUAAUGCACAACCCAGACUAUAUGGAAGUCUGUCACGAAGUGGACCAAGCAUAGCGGCCAGACCCCCUCCACCGUUCGCCACGUAUGACUCUGUAAAUUCUUCGGAG